AUGGACAGCUACAGUCCCAAAGUAGAUUCUCUUUCUUAUCAUACAAACACAAGAAUGGAUAUAACGACUCUAUUCGAAAAAUAUAAAAAGACUCACAAUAAAUUAAGUCCACUCCCUUUGAAUCAGUUUUAUCCCAUGGCAAUAAAUGAGAAUUGCGACUUGCUUCAAAUGUAGCCAGAUAGUGAUGUUCAAAACUUUGUUUCUUUUAGAGAACUAAAUUAAGGGGCGGUUUCAGAAUUAAAGCGAUCAUUGCAAUAAUCAAAAAUGGUUUGGAAUAAUUACAGUAAAUAUCUGUUUGGAGAGGCAUCCUUGGAUGAGGUAGAAAUGGAAAGUGUCGAUUAAUAAAAAUCUUAUACAUCUCGAAAAUUGCAAUUGCUUCAUAAUAGAGAGACAUUCCAUAAAAUGAGGAAGCAAUACAAACAAUAUGAAGAAGACUAAAUGAACCAAGUUAAAUAAGCAUUAAAAAAGAUUCACUCAUAAACUAAUGGAAUUAAGGUCUAUCCAUCCUUAGCCUAUUAGGAUUAACAAAAGUUGGAACUGCUACGAAAAUAAGUAAGAUUGGGCGGGGCUUAAUAAUUACAUGAAAGAAAUGCUGAUGCUUAACAAUUAUAAAAAAGAAUACUUGAGUCAUAAGUGGCAUUAAGUCAAAUUAAAAAGCAAUUUGCUUAUGCUUAUAAUUUCGACUAUAACUUCUGGGGUCCUUGUUCAAGAGAUGGAAGUUCAAUGGUCACUUAUGACAGAAAGCUUUAUUUGUAUGGAGGUUCUAGUUCAGUUCAAUAGGAGGAUUUGUGUGUGGCCAUAGUUGAUAAAUGUAAAAAUGAGUUCCAUAUAUCAAAUAGAAUUUUAUAAGUGGAGUCCUCAAAAAUUAGAUGAGAAAUCAAUUCAUGGAUACAGAGUUCAUCAUAGUGCUGGAAUCUAUAAGAACUUUAUGAUUCUGUUUGGUGGUGAAAUUCAUGUUGAACAAUCGAACCACAAAUUAGUUAGUGAAUGCACCAGCGAUGUCAAGACAAUUUCAUUGAGUAAACAAUAUUUGAAUUUAUAAAGCAUCAUUUGAUAUCAAAUUGAUCAAAUAACCUGGUACAAUCCCUCCAAGAAAAUGUCAUAUUGGUGAAAUAGUUGGAAGAUAUUUAAUAAUUUUUGGAGGAAUUGAUAAUAGAGGUAAUUAUAUGAAAGAUUUACUUUGUUAUGACAUUCCACAAUCUAAAUGGGUUCAAUUGAAUGUAGAUCCAUAUGAUUUAUAUCCCAAUGGAAUUGCUUUUCAUAAAUCUUGCUUAGUCACUCAGAAUAAAUUUUGUGAUAUUUAUAGACAAGACCCUGAUCUUAAGUUUUCCAAUUAAGGAAUUUAUGUAUUCGGAGGUCAAGAUAAAUUUGGAGAUUAUUUAGAUACUUUUAUUCGUAUUGAUGUGUAUUAAAAACCUAUUCGUAUUGAGCAAGUUGAAUACAAAGGAAGCAGUCCUAGUAAGAAAUUCUUAUUAAUAUUAAAGUUGCUAGAUGUCAGCAUUCCAUGAAUUACAAUGAAGCUUUAAGUUCCAUUGUUGUAUAUGGGGGAAAAAAUGAUGACAAUACUUUUGAAGGAUUCUUAAAUGAUUUAUACUUGUUUGAUGUGAAGAACUCCUCUUGGAUUCAACUAGAAUUAAAAGGAGCUUAAAUGCCUGGAAGAUGUGGCCACUCCUCUUCCUGCAUCGAUACUAAAAUUUUCAUUUUUGGUGGAUACAAUUAUAAUGGGUUUGUCAAAAGUGAUAUUCUAGUUGUUGAAUUAGACUCGAAUAUUUCACAUUAAUUAAUCUAAUCUGAUAAAGUUAAUGAAGAAAAACCUAGAAACUCAAAAAUUAGAGUGUCUUUUCAUUAAAUACCAGAAAAAAGAAAAACUAUUGAUAAAACUAACGAAAGGAAAAAAGAAAUUGAAAAAUUAAACUUUAAAAAUUCUCAUUCAUUCUUACCCAUGCCUAGACGAGUCACAAUGCUCAUAAAUGCUAUGAGAUUUGGAUAAGAACCUAAAGUAAAUACUGAAGGUUCAGGAUCCAAUUCAAAUAAAAAUUCACCCAAAGAUGGUACAAGAAGACCUCAUCGUAAUAUGACUAUGAUUGUUGAAGGCAAACAAGAAAAAUGA
This is a messenger RNA of Paramecium octaurelia, 2110 nucleotides long. The record is from the annotation of a GenBank genome assembly. Lineage: Eukaryota; Ciliophora; Oligohymenophorea; Peniculida; Parameciidae.